CCGCCGCUGCAUGAGACACGCGCGGUUUGCUCCCUGCAGCCGGGAGGAGGCGGAGGAAGAUGCCGGGGAAGCUGAAGGUCAAAAUCGUGGCAGGGCGCCAUUUGCCGGUGAUGGACCGCGCCAGUGACCUGACCGACGCCUUUGUAGAGGUAAAAUUUGGAAAUACAACAUUUAAGACAGACGUGUAUCCCAAAUCACUCAAUCCUCAGUGGAAUUCUGAGUGGUUCAAAUUUGAAGUUGAUGAUGAAGAGCUACAAGAUGAACCUCUCCAAAUCACAGUUCUUGAUCACGAUACCUACAGUGCUAAUGAUGCCAUUGGCAAAGUGUACAUCGAUAUUGAUCCUUUGCUCUACAGUGAAGCGGCUACAGUUAUUUCAGGAUGGUUUCCCAUUUAUGAUACCAUUCAUGGUAUACGUGGGGAGAUCAAUGUGGUUGUGAAAGUAGAUCUCUUCAAUGAUUUAAACAGAUUUAGGCAGUCAUCCUGCGGAGUCAAGUUUUUUUGCACUACAUCUAUUCCUAAGUGUUACAGAGCAGUAAUAAUUCAUGGAUUUGUGGAAGAGCUUGUAGUUAAUGAAGACCCAGAAUACCAGUGGAUAGACCGAAUUCGUACACCAAGGGCAUCAAAUGAGGCUAGACAAAGACUUAUUUCACUCAUGUCAGGUGAAUUGCAAAGGAAGAUCGGCUUGAAGGUGCUUGAAAUGAGAGGAAAUGCUGUUGUUGGUUAUUUGCAGUGUUUUGAUUUGGAGGGAGAGUCUGGACUAGUAGUGCGAGCCAUAGGAACAGCCUGCACCUUGGAUAAAUUAAGUAACACAUCAGCAUUUUUACCUGCAUGUAACUCCCCAUCCAAAGAAAUGAAGGAGAUUCCCUUCAAUGAAGAUCCCAAUCCCAAUACUCAUUCAUCAGGACCCUCCACCCCUCUGAAAAACCAAACCUAUUCCUUUUCACCUUCCAAGUCCUACAGUCGACAGUCCUCUUCUUCUGACACAGAUUUGAGUUUGACACCCAAGACUGCACCUUCCCCACAGGGAUCUAGGACUUUCCUGUUUCCCAGCUCCCCUACACUCUCUUGUGUCUCCCCACAUCCUAAAAAGUCCAGUCUCCUCCUCUCGGGGUCUAGCCUUAACCCUCUACACUCUAGCCAUGUCAGUCCAGUUGUUCUGAGGAAAAGUGUUUCUUUCACUGAAGAGCUGCUUCUGGCUGCCUCUGGAAUGGGCAGUGGGAGUGCUGGAAAAGAAGGGGGGCCAUUUAAAACUCUCUUAAGACAACAGACUCAGUCAGCUCUGGAACAAAGGGGAGGAUCGCCUCAUAGGUUCUGUAGAAGGCGGGAAUUUCCAUUUUUUACCCUGACGACCUUUCCACCAGGCUUUCUUAUCCACGUUGGUGGUGUUGUCAGCGCGCGGUCUGUGAAGCUCCUGGAUCGUAUUCACAAUCCUGCCUUUGUCGGAAUUAUGGGUAACACAAGAUCAUACAAACUGCUAGACUGGAAUAGUUUCAAUUCAGAUGAACCAGAGACACGAGAUGCAUGGUGGGCAGAAAUCAGACAGGAAAUAAAAUCCCAUGCCAAGGCAUUGGGUUGUCAUGCUGUAGUGGGCUACAGUGAAUCAACUAGCAUUUGUGAAGAGGUCUGUAUUUUGUCCGCGUCUGGCACAGCAGCUGUACUGAACCCUAGGUUUCUUCAGGAUGGCAUCGUGGAAGGCUGUUUGGAACAAAGGUUGUCAUGGCAGCCUGGCUUCUUUUCCAUAGGAAUUGAAGAGGCUUCACCACCAGGAUGUGGAUUUUGCCAUAUACCAUAUGAUGAAUUGAAUAUGCCAUUCCCUGCACACCUCACUUACUGUUACAACUGCAGGAAGCAAAAAGUCCCUGAUGUUCUUUUCACCACAAUUGAUCUUCCUGUAGAGGCAAUAGUUAUUGGAAAAGGAUGUCUUAUUCAAGCCAGGUUAUGCCGUCUAAAGAAGAAAGCUCAAGCCGAAGCCAACGCAACCUCUAUCAGUAAUCUCCUGCCAUUUAUGGAAUAUGAAGUGCACACCCAACUGAUGAACAAACUUAAACUCAGAGGAAUGAAUGCUCUGUUUGGGCUGAGAAUUCAGAUCUCUGUGGGUGAAAAUAUGCUAAUGGGGUUGGCAUCUGCAACAGGUGUGUAUCUAGCAGCUUUGCCAACACCUGGUGGUAUUCAGAUUGCUGGGAAGACUCCAAACGAUGGCACUUACGAGCAGCACAUAUCUCACAUGCAAAAGAAAAUAAAUGAUACGAUAGCAAAAAACAAGGAACUCUAUGAGAUUAACCCUCCAGAGCUACCUGAAGAAAUCAUUGGGUCUCCUAUUCCAGAGCCAAGACAACGUUCCAGAUUAUUAAGAUCUCAAUCAGAAAGCUCUGAUGAAGUCACAGAACUAGACCUUUCACAUGGGAAAAAGGAUGCUUUUGUCUUGGAGAUUGAUGAUACAGAUGCAAUGGAAGAUGUACAUUCUUUACUGACAGAUGUUCCACCACCUGCUGGUUUUUACAGCUGCAACACAGAAAUUAUGCCUGGGAUAAAUAACUGGACACCAGAAAUACAAAUGUUCACAGCAGUAAGAGUAUCCAGAUUAAGCAAUGUUAACCUCACAAAUCAAACACUUAACAAGAACUUUAAUGAUCUCUGUGAGAAUCUAUUGAAGAGCUUGUAUUUUAAACUACGCUCAAUGGUUCCCUGCUGCCUUUGUCAUGUAAAUUUUACAGUUGCACUACCAGAGGAUGAGAUAGUUCAGAUUGCAGUUACAGCUGUUGCAAUUACAUAUGACAAAAACCAAGCAUUACAAACCAACAAAGCCCCAGCAGAAAAAUCACAGCAAAGAGCAUCAACAGACAAUGAAGAACAGCUGCAGUUUCCACUGGAACUUUACUCUGAUCCCCUUGCUUCUCAACCAUUCUCACCAGCUAAAGAAGUCCUGGAGGGCACAAGUUCCCACACAGGUAUUCCUGCUGCUCAGAGAGCAACGUCAAUUGAUUACAGUUCCUUUGCAGACAGAUGCAACAGCUGGAUAGAGCUCAUUAAACUGAAAGCUCAGACCAUAAGGCGCGGAUCAAUUAAGACAACUGCCUCACUCGAUAAAGCAAGUCCGUUGGCUGAGGGAUACUUGCGGCACCGUUCUGUUCCAUCAUGCACCAACUCUACUGUCUCAGUUGUUAAGAUGACACCACUCUCUUUUCUGCCUGGGGCAAAAAUAACCAAAUACCUUGGGAUAAUCAACAUGUUUUUUAUAAGAGAAACCACUUCUUUGCGUGAGGAGGGUGGUGUCAGUGGUUUUCUCCAUGCUUUUAUUGCUGAGGUGUUUGCCAUGGUGAGAGCUCAUGUUGCAGCUUUAGGGGGAAAUGCUGUUGUCUCAUACAUAAUGAAGCAGUGUGUUUUCAUGGAGAAUCCAAACAAAAAUCAGGCUCAGUGUUUGAUAAAUGUCAGCGGUGACGCAGUCAUCUUUGUCCGUGAGUCCGAGUUAGAAAUGUUCCCGGUACAACCUUCUACUGUUGUUUCCCAACCCACGAGUUCUGGAGGAGAUGUCACAACAUGAAGACAGAGAAAGCCAAAUACAAAGAUUAUUUAAAAUGUGGGAAUGUUUAGGUUUGCAUCUUCAAAAUCAAUGUCUCCCCCUAACAACUGUAGCCAAAGUUGAAGACAGUCACUCUGCCUUGUCCUUUAUGUAAUGGGUCAGGGGUGCUCUGAUUCUGUUGUUAUAUUUACAGGCCCCUGUGAAACCCAGACAGUAAAUAAAGUGCUGGUGUGAGUGUGUGGAUUACAGUAGGUGGCAUCACGUGGAACUGUGAAGGGAAACACCAGUUCUGUUGCAUUUUUCAGCAGUUUGACAAGACCACAAUAAGUUGAAAUUUGGAACUGGUUUUGAGUUUGUGUGUUUGCUUCUCAGCUCAGUUUAAAAAGUAAACAAAGUUGGGGUGGGUUGCAGGUAACUGAGAGGCCUGCAUUACUCAGCCUUUGCUGAAGGGCCAAGGGAUUUGGGUGCAGGCUAAAUAGAAACAUGGACUCAAGUUUGGGCUUACCUUAGAUCAUAGAGAGAAGCACUAAAAAGUCAGUUGGAAUUUCUGGACACUGAAGUCGUUGUCAGCAGUUUUGGAGCUGCUGGUUUAUUUUUUUCUUAAAGCUAUUACUAUGCAGUGUGCUUUGGGUCAGUGUUUAAGCAGGAGUUCUUGUUGGGGUUGUGUUUAAAAAGUGCUAGACCAUGAUGCUGUCUUCCCAGUCAUCCCUCUGGUUUAAAAUAACAAAAGGACAAAAACCUGUCACAUGUGUUUGGUGCUAUUGGAAGAUGUUCACUCCAAGACUGACAGAGCAGUUUAUUUUUUUACUUAUUUUUUAAUGUUGUGAUAAAACUGUUUUGAGACUCAUUUUCUUCAGGCAUGGCCUCUUGCAAGAGUGGCAGACAAUCCUCCAGAAGUCACUUCUACAGACUCCUUUCUGUUUAACAAGUUGAAGUGUCUGUGAACAUUAAGUCAUGUUACAACUAAACAAAAAGAUGACUAAUAACUGACCAGCUGCUUUUUAUGUUGUAAAUAAUCAUAAUCCCUCAGUGCUGUUCUUUCUUUCUGCAUAGGGAAACUCUUUUAUUUGGCACGGUAAGGAUAAAAAACGUCAACAACCGAACCAAAGGUUGCAAAGCUUCAAUUGUAAGUUAGUAGUUGUAAGGAAGGAAGCCAGACACCAAUGGCAUAGCAAAAUUAAAACCAGACAAUGCACACACAGCCUAAGGAAAAGGUUGUUCCCAUGAUCAGUAUCAUCAGAGCCUUCUACCUGCAACAUAAUACAUACAAUUAUUGCUCAAAUCGUAAUCAGAUUGCUGGAAAUCUUAUCUCAAGUUCUGUUGUGCUCUUACAGUGUGUAAAGCCUCACUAAAUGAUGAAGCUUUGAUGAACACAUUUCACACUGUAAUUUUUUUAUCAUCUCAUUCCAUGCAGAUACUUAAAGAUCUGUAAUGUCCUGUAAACUCUGUCUGCUUUCCAGUAGUCUGUACCGAUUGCUCCUUCAGCACCACUGUGUUUCUCUUCAAGUAGCAUUAAACACUGUGAUGUCUCCAGAGUCCUUGUUCCAGCAAGUACAUGCUUAUGAGGUCUGAAAGCUCAAACUGUGCUUCAUCUUCUUCAAAGUCUCUUCAAAGAAAUCUGAUGGUUUGCUAUUUCUCAUCUUGCUGGCAGACAUGUGCUUCACCUUUCUGGCCCGAAUUCUCCAACAGGCCUCAGCAUUACAUCUUUUGCUAAUGUGGUUAAAUCGCUUCCACCUGUCAUUCCAGUUAGUUGUGCCAACUGGUUUUGUGUCAGUGGACUUCCUUGCUUGCUUAGAAGAGAUUUUAACAGAACCAGUUGUGCUUCUUCAUUUGGUAAAGACACAUACCCAUCUCUGAACAGCAUUAUCAAGCUCCUGUGGCCUGUUUGUUGCUCCCAUCACAAGUAUUCCGUCCUCUCCGAGAGACUGCACACCAUCAAACUGUAUUAAAAAUUCUGGGUUUAGAUGCCUGCUAGCAUCAUGUUCACCAUCUCAUCUUUCACACAGAUGGCAAUCAAAUUAAUCAAUAAAAACUACAGAAGGCUGAAGUUUUCUGGCUGCUGCAGAUAGAGCAUGAACCAGUUUGUCCCCUUCACCCACAUAUUUUGAAGUUAGGCUUGCUGCACUUAAAGUAGCAUUUAAUUCUGCAGCAACUGUCUCGACCAGUACUGCCUUCCCAUUUCCUGUUGGACCAAACAGCAGUAAUCCACGUGCAGCAGUUGUAAGUCCUGUAAAUAGGAGUAAGUAACUUCUAAGAGAAGGAAGGAUAACAAUUCCCUGCAAGGCUUGCUUAGCCAGCAUUUGCCCUGCGAUAUCAUCAAAUCUUGCAGCUGGUCCACUAUCAGCAACAUCAUUCAGGAUAAAAUUAGCAAGAUUACUGUCUGCAUUUCUGAAUCUUUUCACUUCUUUUUUCAAGGAGCAGUGGAAAGCUUAAUCUGUUGUUUUUAGCAGUAGCCUAUGACUUGAAGCUGUAGGACUAGGUGUUGGUCUUGACACAGGUAUCCCACUGCAGCGAGGUGUUCUGUGGUGACCUCAAAGGCCUGUGGAUCCAGUUUUCACAACAGUUUUGGAGUGAGGAGGAGAGUUACUAGUAUGUGUUAAGGGAUCCUUCUGUUUUGGAACUGCUCCCCUUUCUGACUGGAGAUGUCCCUUGCAGCAUGUCAGGUUAGUACUGUCAUUAGAGACCUCAGCCUGCAAAACUGCCUGCAGCUUCUCUGAAAAGCUGCAGGCAAUUCUUGGCCAUUGCCAAAAUUCUCAUCGUUUUAGCUGGCAGGCAUGGAGUCCAUUCACACUGAUCACUGUGACCAGCUACUGAGAAAGCUGUUUCUUUUUUCCAGUUCUUCAAUUCCUUAUACCAUUCAACAGUUCAUUCCUUUUGUCCUGCUCUCUCAUCCUCAUUGAUGUGCAGCACCAUGGAGAUGCACUCAAAGGCCUGCUUGUGACAGGCCUGCACUGGCUCGGGUGCCCCACUGGGCUUGGGAGCAUCACCAGCCCUGGCCCUGCUGCCCUUAGUGGCCAUAAGGGUGGCAUGGGAGAGACACUUGCAGAGCCAAGCAAAUAACAGGCCCAGCUGGAAAGCAACAAAGCAGGGCGAAGGCGGCAAAGAGCAGGUGCCACUGCUGCCAUCACCCCCAGCUGGUGGCACAGGGGACCCUGGCCCAGGCAGUGAGGAGGGUGAGGCCCUGGCAGCUGGGAGUGCAGAGCUGGAGCUGGCUGAGCCCUUCCUCCCUCUGCCACUUGGAGAAUUCAUUCACCGCCAUUGCCAUCACCUGCUGCCAGGGACUGACAAUAAGCUGUCUGGCCAGUUGGAGAUCGUGUGCUUGUGCUGCUGAUUACUACAAGUUGGUACUGGGUUUUGUUUGCGUGGUUUGGUUUGUUCUCUGGGGGGUUUUUUUGUUUGGUUUGGGAUUUUUUUCUUUAAUCAUUUGGGUUUUUUGGUGGGUUUUUUUGUUGUCCUCAGGUGGUUGGUUGGGUUGGGUUGGGUUUGGGUUUUUUUCCCAGUACAAUAGCUGGGAAACAAGGAUACAGCAAAAGAAAGGAAAUCUGUGAUUUCCAGUAAAUGAGAGAUGGUGAUAUUUUAAUGUAAAAAAAACCCAGAUUGUGAUUUGAAGAUGCAUUCUUACUUAAUUCUGACAAUACCAGACUUGGAACUUGAACAAAUCUGUAAACUUGAAUGUAAAUAUGCUGCUUAGUGUUGAAAUUAAGCAACAGCAUGAUUAUUUGUUCAAACGAAUUAUCUCAUUGUAAAUGAGCAUGAAAAAUCAUUCUUGCACAAUAAAUUUUCUUUGUAAAA
Messenger RNA from Pogoniulus pusillus (Red-fronted tinkerbird), 7313 nucleotides. It is a transcript of the gene C2CD5, whose product is annotated as C2 calcium dependent domain containing 5. NCBI's taxonomy places the organism in Eukaryota, Metazoa, Chordata, Aves, Piciformes, Lybiidae. Bases 60 to 3542 code for a protein of 1160 amino acids. Gene Ontology annotation, cellular component: plasma membrane. Gene Ontology annotation, molecular function: calcium-dependent phospholipid binding; calcium ion binding. Gene Ontology annotation, biological process: positive regulation of D-glucose transmembrane transport; intracellular protein transmembrane transport; positive regulation of protein targeting to membrane. The transcript is spliced from 29 exons. The record is from RefSeq and is a predicted model, not a curated record.